AUGCGACCAACACACUUCCUGAGGCACGGCCCUCGAAGCGUCGCAAAACCCCACUGGCCUGCAACUGCUGUCGCAUGCGCAAGGCUCGCUGUGACGGCAGGCGUCCAGUUUGCUCUCCCUGUGAAAGACGUGACUCGGGAGAAGAUUGCUUCAAACCAUCGGCCAAAGUCCUCAGCACAUCGCGAAGAUGACAUAAUAGAAGCGUCCCGCUGUGCCGAUGUUCUUGUCAGGUCUACAACGCACAGUGGAUCCACAAUUUGCAUGGCAUCCAACACGGCUUUGUCUGCUAGUAAAACGAAAUCUUCCGAUGCGCUGGCAACCGUCUCCCCAUGUGACCGGGAUCCUGGUGUACAGUAUGGGGCAUCUUCAACAAUCGCAUUCGUUGAACGCAUACAAGUGACCCUGGGCAAAAGAAUCAGGUUUGACGAGCUAUCAAACUCCCACACAGACGAGUGCAAUCUCGAAACGCUUGGUGUAGAGCGGGCUGAACGACAGGCAAGUCAACUGUCCGGCCUUGACCUUCUCCCAGUUCGCAAGGUCGCGGACAGCUACUUGAAGUGCUUCUGGGACAUUCCGCAUUCCGUAUUCCCCAUCCUGCACAAACCGGCAUUCAUGCAGUUUUAUAGGCAUAUUUGGGAGCCAGCAACCUUGACAGAAAUGCCGGAAACAAUUGACGACCUGGUCAUGCUGGCGACAUUGAACCUUGUCCUUGCAAUUGGCUGUCGAUUCAGCGCUAUUGUACAUAUCGGAAGCCGAACUUCUACGUCGGAUCAUUUCUACCAACGUGCGAGAAAAAUUGUGUCAGUUGAUGCUCUCGAUGUGGCCUCGUUACCGGUUGUCCAGAUGCUACUAUUAACCGCUCUCCAUCUCCAGUCGACCAUGUAUUCGAGUCGGUGUUGGAACUUAGUGGGGCUUGCGAUACGAGUGGCUCAAAGUCUCGGCCUCCAUCUCGACCGCAGCGAUUCCAUAUCAAGCAAUCAACUCGAAAGAGAAAUGAGGAGACGGAUCUGGUACACAUGUGUAACAUUAGAAAGGUUAAUGUGCACAACCUUCGGGAGGCCGGCCAUGCUCACACAUAGCUCACUGGUACCGUUACCACUCAUGGUGGACGACGAGUAUCUUCUGGAGAAUGGAGAAGGUACACAGCCAGUAGCAUCAAAAUGUCGAAUAGGUGUGUUUAUACAUUCGAUCCACCUCCUGGACAUUUUGAACGAGGUGUUAUCUUCUUUCUAUCCAGGAAACGGCGGUGCACAAGUUUCCACCACUGGUAACCAUCUGGAGAGAUCCACGCCGGACAUGCACGAAAUGCUGCGACUGAAUUUGAAACUGGAUCAAUUCUUUGAAUCUCUGCCAAGGGAACUGCGACUGCAAGCUCCUUCAGAGAAUUCAGGAGUUUCAACGGUCACCUUCAGUGCAAGCACUAUCGCCAUAGCUGCACUACUAUGCUCUCCUCAGGAUGACACCAGAACCUCUGUCGACAACCCGCUUUCUCUAGCAAUGGCGAUACUUAGGCACUACGCGCCCGAAGUCGAAUCCGCAACACGGGCAAUUCAGGUCCUUGAGGGUCUCAGAAAUCGUCUACAAGAACGGGGGAAUACUGGAGCUCCGGUGCCCCAUGCGGAAGGUCAACAAACCCAAGGUACGAACGAAUCUUCAUGUCGAGGCUACGAGGUCAUGUAUGAUUCUGGUGUCGGUAAUAUUGCGUACCAUGGGCAGAGUCACGCUCCUGAUCCCCUGAGCGAGGACUGGUUCACAGGCCAGGCGCAAAAUUUUGCUGUUCAAGAUUAUCUCUAG
Molecule: messenger RNA, 1794 nt
Organism: Penicillium canescens
Lineage: Eukaryota; Fungi; Ascomycota; Eurotiomycetes; Eurotiales; Aspergillaceae
Product: fungal specific transcription factor domain-containing protein
Exons: 5
Coding region: 1-1794 (597 amino acids)
Biological process (GO): positive regulation of transcription from RNA polymerase II promoter by galactose; DNA-templated transcription
Cellular component (GO): nucleus
Molecular function (GO): RNA polymerase II cis-regulatory region sequence-specific DNA binding; DNA-binding transcription factor activity, RNA polymerase II-specific; zinc ion binding
Source: RefSeq, a predicted model, not a curated record